This is a messenger RNA of Cooperia oncophora, 273 nucleotides long. Lineage: Eukaryota; Metazoa; Nematoda; Chromadorea; Rhabditida; Trichostrongylidae. The record is from the annotation of a GenBank genome assembly.
AUGACGAGGUUCACGACCGCCGAGGCUUUACUAGACUUUACUACAUUCAAGUCUUCGAAAAUGGCUAGAAUUGGAGCUCAGGGUCCUCUUCCGAAGCCUCCGAUCCCGACCUUAGAUCACUCGCUCGAUCGUUACAUUGAAUAUGCUGAAGUGGUGGCUGAAGGACGUCGUCAACCGCUUCAGAGAACGCAACGAGCCGUCUAUGACUUCAGAAAAGCAGGCCUUAUCUACCAAAAAAGGCUGCUUCGGUUGGCUGAGAGCGAAGAGAAUUGG